AUGAUCCAGUCGGAUCCGCACGAGGAGCUCUUCCUCGCAGAGAACAAGGAGAUCCGAUCAUUCGAGGGAGAGAGAGGUACAGCAGAGCAGGUGUCGCAGGAAGAGACGGAAGCUGUCACCAAGACGACCGGGUCAACGUCUUUGAACCAGUUCAUCCAGAUCCAGAAUGCAGAGUACACGAGAUCGCAGGGAGUGAGGGGGUCGGGAGAUAUCAGGCCUGACGAUAUUUCUGAAACCUCGCACACGACCUCGGUCGACACCACAACCUCUGGUUUGAAUGCAUCGCGGAAGAAAUACAUCAACAAAGACGGGAAACCAACAUCAGAAGAGAACAUCUAUUUCUUCCUUCAGGCGGUUGUCCCAAAGGUGCCCAAGGGAAGUUUCAGUCUGAGGCAGCUGUGGGAAUGGUUCGACAAGCCUUACGGGGUUGAAGUUCCCAUCCUCCUGAAAAGUUCGACCACUCAGACGCACCAUGUUGCUGCAGAGAUCACGCCAGCAUUCUACGUGCCUCACCUGUCUGCGAUCAAGGUCGCACCUUUGCUCCUGUUGACUCUUUUCGCCUACGUGCAGUUGUUUGUUCGCAAGGACUCACCGAGUUAUCCCCUAUGUGUCGAGCUCGCUGAGAUCAAGCAAAGACGAGAGGAGGAGAUCAAAGCUGCUAAGCUGGCGCUGGAGGCUCAGCAGAGGAGGGAGGAAGCUGCUUCGCUCUCAUGGGCUAGUCGAGUGUCUGCCCAGAUGGCGACACAAGGAGGCAUCAACCCGUAUGAGGAUGCUGGGAUGGAGGGAGGGGGGGACGGCUCAAACUCUGGCGGGCGGCCUCGCGAUCGAGGACAGGGAUCGUCUUGUCCCAAGUACUCAUAUGCUUCUGCUGUGAGCGGGCCCACAACGCAGAGUUCCAAGGGGGAGCAGGACAGCGGCCAGCCGCUCACUGACCGACAUGUUCAAAAAGGUUCGCCAGGCGAGUUGCGGGACGAGCAGGAGAAGAGAGCAGGCAAAGACGGAAGGCAGACGAGGAAAGGAGGUGACGGCGGUAGGCUGAUGUAUGAUGGUGAAGACACGAAAGCUUACCGGCCACGUUCUGCAGCCUCAUCUGGCGACACGCAGAGCGAAGCAGUCUUCGAGUUCUACGAGGAGAGAAGCCCUGGAGAACGACCUCCCUUGUAUGAUGGGAUGCUGGAGCUGCCUUCUUUGAAGACGGAGGGCGAGAGGGAAGAGGAGCUGCUAUCGCACAUCCUGAUGGAAAUCAGCAACGACGAUCUUGUGCUCGAACGCUCAUGGUUUGCAGUUGCAUGGUAUCCGAUCUUAUGCCACUCUAGAACCGCUCAUGCUAUUCGGGGAUCCUUCAUCACUUACUAUCACUUCAACUCGCAUGAGUCCUUCCAGGCUUCUCUCGACAGGCUCUACCCGUCCAAGAAAGGUUGCAAAGACCACAAGAGAGAAAACUCGGAGGUCUGUGCUGCUGAUAUCAUGUCCUCGCGCUCCCUCCUCCUCGAUCUCACUUGUCUCACAUCAAUCCUGUCCUCGAUGACGUUGUUUGUGUUCUAUUCUUCGUGCUCGUUGACUUCCCUCCGCCUCCAGCCUUUCUCUUCGGAGGCCACCGCUCAUGCAGCAGGAGUCCAGCAGCCAUCCGGCUCAUGCAGUGUCUGCUUGACAGAAAGGGAGGAGGGUGGGACGGACGACCAGCAGGCGAUCUCAGCGAUCCUCUCUUCCCUCGUGGACGCAGUGAUGGACCGCGUUAUGGAGAAGGAGGGAGAGGCCCUGCAGGGGAGCCAGGAGCAAGAUGCAGUUGCUGCAGCAGGGGAGGGGGGUGGCUCCCCUGGAUGUUGUGAAUAUUGUACAGUUAAGGCAGAGGACGUCAAUUUCGUCGACAUGUUCGGCUACAUGCACUAUAGGAUAAACAACGAGACUUGGUACCUCCUACGCAAAAGAAGCGCCCGGCCAACCUUGGCCUUCAAAGCCAGUCGCUCGUGCCCCAUAGACAAGGGAUACGAGAAGGCUCUCCGUUCGGGGCACAGGGGAAAGCACUGGGACUUUGAGUACAUUCUGAAGGAGAUCCCGCAUUAUGAGGUGAUAGGAGAGGAGCAGGCAGACUAG
Molecule: messenger RNA, 2094 nt
Organism: Guillardia theta CCMP2712
Lineage: Eukaryota; Cryptophyceae; Pyrenomonadales; Geminigeraceae
Exons: 15
Coding region: 1-2094 (697 amino acids)
Source: RefSeq, a predicted model, not a curated record